Molecule: messenger RNA, 1891 nt
Organism: Pygocentrus nattereri (red-bellied piranha)
Lineage: Eukaryota; Metazoa; Chordata; Actinopteri; Characiformes; Serrasalmidae
Product: parvalbumin beta-like
Exons: 5
Coding region: 1437-1763 (108 amino acids)
Cellular component (GO): nucleus; cytoplasm
Molecular function (GO): calcium ion binding
Source: RefSeq, a predicted model, not a curated record
ACCCUUGCAGAACCAUUUAUUUCAUACAUGAAACAUAUUGCUCCCUGACACGUUUAUAUAAAUUGACAUGCUAAAGCCAGCAGAUAGUAGUAACAGUAACUAUUUCCAUCCAUUCAUUUUCCAAGCCACUUCUCCGUCAGGGUCGCAGGGGGUGCUGGAGCCUAUCCCAGCAGUCAUCGGGCAGAAGGCGGGAUACGCUCUGGACAGGUUGCCGGUCCAUCGCAGUAACUAUUUAAACUGUACUAAAUGGCCAUAUAACAGAUUUCUGUAUAUUUUAGCUCUACUGUGGCUAAAUAGGAAAUAGGAAUUUUCCUGGAGGCAGUCCUUCAAUGGGUUUGUUGUGUUUUAUAUGAGAAAUAUAAUAUGUGCUGUAUUUCAUUUUAAUGUGCAAACGUUUCACAGUGUUAACUUCACAAGAUCAUAAGGUCUGCACACAGUGUGUGUUAAUGAAAAGCCUGGGUUUUGUUGCAGAUUUAUAAAAAAAAAAUCAUAACUCUUUUAUGAUCACAGUACUUUGGGUGAUAAACCUGUUUUACCUGCCAUGUACAGAGUCUCUUGUGUAGGUCAGCCAUGUAGGCCUUUAGCUUAAGUGUAUUCAUUUCAGGCUUUAUGCAAAGUUAGGAUUAUAUUGUGGUUAGAGCCUAAAGACCUUUACAAAUAAGGUGAUAGUAACAGCGUACCAUAUAAAGAACAGCUCAUAAAUGGCUGUUUCAACACUGCUCACUAUUCUAAAGGCCUUUGUUUUUAUUAAGAAACUGUUACCUCAAGCAGGUUAAUCUUGUACGGUUGAUUAUCAUUUACUUUGAAGGUAAUAAAAAUGAAAUGGCUAGUUAAUAAUGAAUUAUUCACAUAAAAACAAGAUACCUGUGAAUGUAAUCGGGCAAAAGAACAAGCAAAGAGUGACAUACACAAAUAUACACAAUGUACAGUAUAGUGCAAAAGUCAGAGAUAAUUUUUCAUUUGUUUAAUUUCCGGUUAAAACAGCCAAGUCUUUUUUUUUUUUCAUUUUCAGGAGUUAUUUCUAGGGAGAUUAUUUGUUAAACUAUGUAAAUAGGACUCUUAACAACUGUGUGAGACCUGGCAUGUUUUGAUAAAUGAAGGGCGAUCUCUGCAUUUUGCACAGUAGUGUACAAUAUACAAUAUACAGAUGUAUGAAUUGAAUAAUAAUGGCUGUGUUUACACCAUGAAGCAUGGGUAUGUUUUGGUUUGUUGUGCAUUACGUGAUAUUUUCUUCCACUGGAACAGUUUCCAACCAUCAGUGUUCAGAAAUGAUAUGCUCUGAUUUGCUAAUGAGGAGGGAGGUGGUUUGUGGUAAGUUGGUCUCCGUGGGUUUGAGGGCACGGACGCUGUACUCUUGUCAACUGCAUUCAGGUGGAUGCUUCAGUGGAAGCUGCACAGGUUCAUCACCCAGCUGAAGCGCUCAGGUGGACACAGGCAUGGCGUUCGCAGGGAUACUGAAAGAAGAGGACAUUGCCGCGGCUGUCCAGGCAUGCCAAGCUCCAGGCACUUUUGCAAUCAAGGCUUUCUUUAAACAAGCAGGGCUGUUCGGCAAGUCGAACGCUGAGGGCCAGGAAGUGUUCAAAGUCCUUGACCAGGACAAGAGCGGAUUUAUUGAAGAAGAUGAGCUCAAACUCUUCCUCCAGAACUUCAUUGCAGGUGCCCGAGAACUGACAGACUCUGAGACCAAAGCAUUUCUGGCAGUGGGAGACUGUGAUGGAGAUGGCAAAAUUGGCAUGCAGGAAUUCUGCACACUGCUGAACUGAUGCACUGAUGUGUCUUCUCCUAGGCUGAUGGUGACAAACUAGAAUUUUCUUUUUUGCACCAGUCUCAUAACUGACUAAAAAUGUUUGUACUGAUCAAAUGAAUCAGUGAAUUUUGUGAAAUAAAGUUU